AUGCCGAAAAUGUUUGCCGCAUUCAUCAUCAUAGCUUUGCAGUUACUGUUUGUUACCUAUAUAGACGCUAUAUCAUCUAUGUCAAUAGAUUUGGGCACAGAGUUCAUGAAGGUUGCAGUGGUUCUGCCAGGGAAACCUAUGGAAAUCGCUCUUAAUGCGGAUUCUAAACGAAAAACAUCCACUGCAAUUGGUUUCAAAAAUGGUGAGAGGGUUUUUGGCAGUCAUGCACUCAACAUGGCUUCCAAAAGUCCUGAGUACGUAUAUCAGUCUGUUCCGUCUCUUCUUGGGAAGUCAAUACAUCAUCCAAUGGUGAAAGUUUUCCAGGAACGCUAUCCAUAUCACAAUCUAUCUUAUGAUGCUUCGACUGGACAGUUGUUCUUUACUCAAAGUGAUGGGACAGUGUUUUCGGUGGACGAAUUGAUUGGUAUGCUUCUUGAAUAUGCACAUGGCUACGCUGAACUUCAUGCUGGUUUCGUAAUUAAAACUUGUGUGUUGACUGUGCCCAGUUAUUUUGGUCAGGCCGAGAGACGUCGUCUAAUGCAUAUAGCGGAGCUAGCUGGUUUGAAUGUUCUUCAGUUAAUCAAUGAUAAUUCUGCUGUGGCACUAAAUUUUGGUUUAUUCCGUCAUAGAAGUUUUAAUGAGACUCCACAGUACUACGUAUUUUUCGAUGUUGGUUCGAUGAGCACAACUGCGACGUUGGCAGCUUACACCUUCGGGAAGCACAGAGAUGGAGACGUUACUGGAGAUUUUCCAAUGCUAAGAGUCACUAAUGUCAGUCAUGAUCCAACACUUGGUACAAUGGCUUUCACUUAUCGAAUAAGGGAUCUAUUGGUUGAAAAAUUCAGUGAACUAAAGAAGAAGAACAAAGAUCUUGUAAUGAGAAACAAUCGAGCAAUGUCCAAACUGACACAAGAGGCCUCUAACGUACUUAUGAAGUUAAGCGCGAAUAACGAAAUACUUGCCCAGGUUGAAAAUGUAUUUGAUGGAGAAGAUCUUAGAGUUAAAGUUACUCGUACUGAAAUGGAAACAAUAUGUGCCGAUUUACUCGUUGCAAGAAGUUAUUUGAUGGGUGGAGGUACACGUAUACCUAAAAUCCAAUCUGUUUUAAUUGAGCUAAGUAAAAAAUCUGAAUUGCAUAAGGGUGUAAAUAGUGACGAAGCGGCAGCUCUGGGAGCAGUGUAUCAAGCCGCAUUUCAUACUCCUGGUUUCCGUGUUACUCGGUUUAUUGUUAAGGACUAUAAUCUUUACUCCAUCGCUGUUGAUUUUAUGCGUGCUCCACCUUUAUCCGGUGAUAAACCAAACAAAGAGUCAAAAACUGAUACUCAAACGGAUUCAUCGUAUAUCAGACAAGUCCUUUUCCCCCGUGGGGCGGUUUUCCCUCAGAAACGUGCUAUCAAAUUCAAUCGACAUAUAAAUGAUUUGGAUUUCUAUGUUAGUUAUACUGAUCUCAGUGGUUUCGCGGGGAGUUUUAUAGGAAGUAGCUAUAAUAUUAGUCAUGUGAUUACAAGAAAUGUUUCGAAAUCUGCUAAGCAAUACUUAUUUGCUGAACCACGUGGUAUCAAGGCACAUUUUACAAUGGAUCACAAUGGAAUUCUUACACUCAAUGCUGUUAGUUGUAUAUUUCAUCCUCUUGAUAAAACUGAAACAUCUGAUGACUUGAUGAAGGAGAAAUCCACUUUUGAAAAAAUUGGUAAUACUCUUAGUGGGUUAUUUGGUGGUGGAAACAGUGGUGAAGAAAAAUACUCAGAACAAGAUGUAAAUGUCAACGGGACAAACGAUGGUACUAAUUUAACCGAUACGGAUGCGGCUAAUUUAACCAGGAACAAAACCACCACGGAUAACUCAACUGUUUCUCACAAUGACGAUUCCAUUCCUGGAACAAAGAACCAACAGUACAAUAUUGUAAAGCCCACAGCACCAUUCCCCGAACCUAUCGACUAUGAAGUUGCAUAUGUUGAUUUCCCUGAGUUGACUUCAAAGGAGCUGUCGAAUUCUCGUUCUAAAUUAAAUAAAUUACGAGAAGCAGAUAAAGCCAAAGCUGCUUUAGAAGAGUCAAUUAAUCAACUUGAGACUUUAUUAAUUGAUACACGUGAUAAAAUUUCAACUGAUUAUGCCAAAUAUGGAACAAAAGAUGAACUUGAACAUCUGGAUAAUACAUUACAAAGUGCAACUGAUUGGUUUGAUGAAACGGGUCAUGAUAGUACAAAAGAUGAGUAUGAUUUAAGGUUCAAAGAAUUAAAGUCGUUAAUCAGUCCUAUUGAAAAGCGGCUUAAUGAAGCUAAAUACCGUCCAAAGGCUAUUCUGUCGUUAGACAAAACAAUUACAUUAGCCGAGAAGACGUUAAAUCAAAUGAUCGAAUUAUCAGAUAUGUUUUCAAAAACUUUCAAAGCCAUGUCACUUGAACAACAACAGCAACUACAGAAUGGAUCAACUGUGGGGAUUGAGGCACCCUUGGCCGGAACUCCAUGGGCAAAUGUGUUCACUGAGAUUGAAAUCCAAACUCUAAAAAAUAAAAUUAAUGAAACAAAGACCUGGUUUGGUGAAUCUACUGAAGCGUUAAAUAAAUCACCAACACAGCAGGAUCCUCCAGUUCUAAUUUCUGUUAUUCAAAUGAAUUCUGACACUCCACCCAAUGUGACGAUGAAACCCGGUAAAGAAGAAGCACCGACUGUUGAUGAUGAUAAAGUGAUAUCUGAACCACCAGUUCUUCAGAAAGAUGAAUCUACGAUAUCAACAGAAGAAUCAACACGAACACCAAGACCGGAGCUGUGA
Molecule: messenger RNA, 2772 nt
Organism: Heterobilharzia americana
Lineage: Eukaryota; Metazoa; Platyhelminthes; Trematoda; Strigeidida; Schistosomatidae
Source: the annotation of a GenBank genome assembly